UUUAUUGAUACUCAAACCUUAGAUGGUUCCUCUCAUUUUCCUCGUUUUUCAAAAAUUAAUCAAGAAAAAAAAAACUGCUAGCAUUCUUUAUAUCGGUGGCGUACAUAACUUUUCCCCUAAUUAAAAAAACAAAAAGAGUUGGGGGAAGCUGCAAACAAAACAGGAGAGGGGUGGCACGUGCAGUAUUGGUUUUCUCAAUUCAACUUUCACACUUUCUUCACAGCUUACUUCUGCAACUAGAUCUGUUACAGAUUGAUGGCCGGAGCCGUGUACGCUGCUGUCCCGUCUUCUUCUUCAUCCUCACCCUCCGCCUCUCGAUGGAGUACGUACGAUGUUUUUUUGAGUUUCAGAGGAGAAGACACACGGAAUAACUUCACUCAUGACCUCUAUGAUGCCCUGGUCAAGAAAAAUAUCGAAACAUUCAAGGACGAUGAAAAACUGAAAAUAGGAGAUCUGAUCUCUGAAGCGCUCAAAAAGGCAAUCAAAGAAUCAAGGUUCGCCAUUAUCAUAUUCUCUACGAACUAUGCUAAUUCCAGAUGGUGCCUAGAAGAACUCGCUUUGAUUAUGGAGGAAUGCUGGGAAAAGAAGCAUCAUUGCCAAAAGGUUUUUCCAGUUUUCCUCAAGGGCGUCGAUCCAUUGGACUUAGAGCACCAGAAGGGGAGCUUUGGAGAACCUUUUUAAAAGCACGAAAAGCGCUUCGGCCGAGAGAUGGUGGGAAGGUGGAGGUCAGCCCUAAGAACAGCUGCUCAACUCUCCGGAUGGAGCUUCAUAGAUUUCGGAUUGAUGGCAAACCACACUGUUAUCCCGUCCUCUUCCGCCUCUGGAUGGAAUUACGAUGUGAUCUUGAGUUUCAAACAAGAAGAAAAAGAAAGAGGGAACAGUUUCGCAAGUAACCUCUGCGCUUCCCUGGAGGGGGCCAACAUCAAAACAUUCAAGGACUAUGAGAGAUCGAAAAGAGGAGACCAGAUCUCUGCAGCGCUCAUAAAAGGAAUCAAUGAAUCAAGAUGCGCAAUUAUCUUAUUCUCGAGGAACUAUGCUUCUUCAAUACGAUGCCUUGAAGAGCUUUCCUUGAUAAUGGAAUGCAGGGAAAAGCUUGGCCAAAAGGUAUUUCCUGUUUUCCUCAUGGGUGUGGAAGGUUCGGACGUACGACGUCAAAAGGGAAGCUUUGGGGAGCCUUUUCGCCUACACCAAGAGUGCUUCGAGCCAGAGGUGGUGAAAAGGUGGAGGUCAGCUCUGGAAAUAGCAGGGGAACUCCGUGGAUGGAACUUAAAAGACAAACACGGUGAUGACGAGACGUUGAUUAAAAAGAUAGUGAAAGAUGUCUCCAAUGCGCUGAGUGAGAUCCCUUCUCCAAAGCCUGUGAUAGAGAUCCCAACCGAGCUAAUUGAGAUCCAGCCAUCAACUCAACGCAUGCUACAGCAGAUGCUUGAUUGCAUAUGUGAUCCAGAUCCAGAAAUUGGCAUCUUUGGAAUAUAUGGUAUGGGGGGAGUGGGUAAAACCACUCUGGCCAAACAACUAAACAAUCACUUAGAAAAAGAUUUGGCCAGAGGAGUAAAGAUACCUUUUGAGAUUGUGAUAAUGGUCACAGUGUCUGCCACUGCCAAUAUAUCAAGUAUCCAAACCAGUAUUGGUAAGCGCCUUGGAUUAUUAGAUAAUAGUGAGGCUGAUGCAUUGUUUGCCACCCUAAGGAAGAAGAAUUUUUUUCUAAUAUUGGAUGAUGUGUGGUGCAAAUUGAAGCUCGAGGAUGUUGGAAUCCCUCACCCUUGA
Macadamia integrifolia is the source of this 1767-nucleotide messenger RNA. Its product is annotated as TMV resistance protein N-like. Gene Ontology annotation, molecular function: ADP binding. The record is from RefSeq and is a predicted model, not a curated record. The coding region runs from base 709 to 1767 and encodes 352 amino acids. The transcript is spliced from 3 exons. Gene Ontology annotation, biological process: signal transduction; defense response. NCBI's taxonomy places the organism in Eukaryota, Viridiplantae, Streptophyta, Magnoliopsida, Proteales, Proteaceae.